GACAUCCUCAUCCUCAUGACCAUCUUCGCCAACUGCGUGGCCCUGGGGGUCUAUAUCCCCUUCCCCGAGGACGACUCCAACACGGCCAACCAUGACCUGGAGCAGGUGGAAUACGUCUUCCUCAUCAUCUUCACGGUGGAGACGUUCCUGAAGAUCAUCGCGUACGGCCUGGUCCUGCACCCCAGCGCCUACAUCCGCAACGGCUGGAACCUGCUGGACUUCGUCAUCGUGGUGGUGGGGUUGUUCAGCGUGGUCCUGGAGCAGGCAUCCCACAAGCCCGGGGACGCCCACCACAUGAGCGGGAAGCCGGGCGGCUUCGACGUCAAAGCCCUGCGGGCCUUCCGCGUCCUCCGGCCCCUGCGCCUCGUCUCCGGCGUCCCCAGCCUGCACAUCGUGCUCAACUCCAUCAUGAAGGCCAUGGUGCCCCUGCUGCACAUCGCGCUGCUCGUCCUCUUCGUCAUCAUCAUCUACGCCAUCAUCGGCCUGGAGCUCUUCAUCGGCCGCAUGCACAAGACCUGCUUCCUCGUGGGCUCAGACCUGGAGGCCGAGGAGGACCCCUCGCCCUGCGCCUUCUCGGGGCACGGCCGGGAGUGUCCCCUCAACAGCACCGAGUGCCGGGGCCGCUGGGACGGGCCCAACGGGGGGAUCACCAACUUCGACAACUUCUUCUUCGCCAUGCUGACCGUCUUCCAGUGCAUCACCAUGGAGGGCUGGACCGACGUGCUGUACUGGAUGCAGGACGCUAUGGGGCAUGAGCUGCCCUGGGUUUACUUCGUCAGCCUGGUCAUCUUCGGCUCCUUCUUCGUGCUCAACCUGGUGCUGGGGGUGCUGAGCGGGGAGUUCUCCAAGGAGCGGGAGAAGGCCAAAGCCCGGGGGGACUUCCAGAAGCUGCGGGAGAAGCAGCAGAUGGAGGAGGAUCUCAGGGGCUACCUGGACUGGAUCACGCAGGCCGAGGACAUCGACCCCGACGACGAGGAGGGGGACCCUGAGGACAAGCACGCCCGGGUGACCGUGGAAGACCUGACGCAGAAGAAGAAAGACCGACUCCGAUGGCUCCAUCACUCCAGCCAUUCCACCGACACCCACAGUCAGUUCAGAGUCACGAGGGGGGAGCUCACCCGUACGUCUCUCCCCCAGCCAGUCUCCCUGCGAGUGAAACGACGUCCGUCAACACCGAGAACGUGGGCGAAGAGGAGCAUCACGCCACCUGCUGCGACGUGUAUCUGUGAGUGCGCGGAGGGGCCCCAGGUCCCACCCCAGAGGUGGCUGCGUUUGAUUUUUCGUUUCUUUUCUCUUCUCUUUCUGCAGAGCAAAAUCUCAAAGACAAAAUUCUGCCGCCGGUGCCGGCGCAUGAACCGGCUCCUGCGGAAGCGCUGCCGCCUGGCCGUGAAAUCCGUCUCCUUCUACUGGAUGGUUCUGAUCCUCGUCUUCCUCAACACGCUGACGAUCGCCUCCGAGCACGACAACCAGCCCGCCUGGCUGACGCAGAUCCAGGCCUACGCCAACAAGGUGCUGCUCUCGCUCUUCACGCUGGAGAUGCUGCUCAAGCUCUACGCCCUGGGCCUGCAGGGCUAUUUCGUCAGCUUCUUCAACCGCUUCGACUGCUUCGUGGUGUGCGGGGGCAUCCUGGAGACGCUGCUGGUGGAGCUGCAGCUCAUGGAGCCGCUCGGCAUCUCCGUGCUGCGCUGCGUCCGCCUGCUGCGCAUCUUCAAAGUCACCAGGCACUGGGCGUCGCUGAGUAACCUGGUGGCCUCGCUGCUGAACUCCAUGAAAUCCAUCGCGUCCCUGCUGCUGCUGCUCUUCCUCUUCAUCAUCAUCUUCUCCCUGCUGGGGAUGCAGCUCUUCGGCGGCAAGUUCAACUUCGACGAGACCCAGACCAAGCGCAGCACGUUCGACACCUUCCCGCAGGCGCUGCUCACCGUCUUCCAGAUCCUGACGGGCGAGGACUGGAACGCGGUGAUGUACGACGGGAUCAUGGCGUACGGGGGGCCGCACUUCCCCGGCAUGCUGGUCUGCGUCUACUUCAUCAUCCUCUUCAUCUGCGGCAACUACAUCCUGCUGAACGUCUUCCUGGCCAUUGCUGUGGACAAUCUGGCCGAUGGGGACAACAUCAACUCGUCCAAGGAGGAGAGCAGAAAGGGGAAGGCGGCGGAUGAAGCCCAGGGCAGCGGCAGCCAGGAUGGCAGCGUGAAGGUGCCGUGCGGGGAGGAGGAGGAGGAGGAGGAGGAGGAGGACGAAGGGAGUGAAGAAGGAGGGGAGGAGGCCGAGGAGGGCGACCAGGAGAGCCUGGCCGAGUCCCACCUGGACAAGCUGGAGGAGGCGCCGACCGAGAAAGUGCUGCCCAUCCCGGCUGGCAGCGCCUUCUUCAUCCUGAGCAGCACCAACCCGCUCCGGGUGGGGUGUCACACCUUGAUCCAUCACCACAUCUUCACCAACCUCAUCCUCGUCUUCAUCAUCCUCAGCAGCAUCUCGCUGGCCGCCGAGGACCCCAUCCGGGCCCACUCCUUCCGCAACAUCAUUCUGGGGUACUUCGACUAUGCCUUCACCUCCAUCUUCACCGUGGAGAUCCUGCUCAAGAUGACAGCCUACGGCGCCUUCCUCCACAAAGGCUCCUUCUGCAGGAAUUGGUUCAACCUGCUGGAUCUGCUGGUCGUCAGCGUCUCCCUCAUCUCCUUCGGGAUCCACUCCAGCGCCAUCUCUGUGGUGAAGAUUUUGCGGGUGCUGCGCGUGCUGCGGCCUCUGCGAGCCAUCAACCGGGCCAAGGGCCUGAAGCACGUGGUCCAGUGCGUCUUCGUGGCCAUUCGCACCAUCGGCAACAUCAUGAUCGUCACCACCCUGCUGCAGUUCAUGUUCGCCUGCAUCGGGGUGCAGCUCUUCAAGGGCAAAUUCUCCAGCUGCACGGACGAGGCCAAGCACACGCCAGAGGAAUGCAAGGGCACGUUCAUCGUGUACAAGGACGGGGACGUGGGGCACCCCAUGGUGCGUGAGCGGAUCUGGCACAACAGCGACUUCAACUUCGACAACGUCCUGUCCGGCAUGAUGGCCCUGUUCACGGUCUCCACCUUCGAGGGCUGGCCCAGCCUGCUGUACAAGGCGAUCGACGCCAACGGGGAGAACCAAGGCCCCAUCUACAACUACCGGGUGGAGAUCUCCGUCUUCUUCAUCGUCUACAUCAUCAUCAUCGCCUUCUUCAUGAUGAACAUCUUCGUGGGCUUCGUCAUCAUCACCUUCCGCGCCCAGGGCGAGCAGGAGUACCGCAACUGCGAGCUGGACAAGAACCAGCGGCAGUGCGUGGAGUACGCGCUGAAGGCCCAGCCGCUGCGGCGCUACAUCCCCAAGAACCGGCACCAGCACCGGGUGUGGGCGGCCGUGAACUGCUCGGCCUUCGAGUACGGCAUGUUCCUGCUCAUCCUGCUCAACACCAUCGCCCUGGCCGUGCAGCACUACGAGCAGUCGCAGCCCUUCAACUACGUCAUGGACCUGCUCAACAUGGUCUUCACCGGCCUCUUCACCGUGGAGAUGGUGCUGAAAAUCAUCGCCUUCAAACCCCGGCACUAUUUCUGCGACGCCUGGAACACGUUCGACGCGCUGAUCGUGGUGGGCAGCGUGGUGGACAUCGCCGUCACCGAGGUCAAUAAUGGCGGCCAUGUCGGAGAGAGCUCGGAGGACAGCUCCCGCAUCUCCAUCACCUUCUUCCGCCUCUUCCGCGUCAUGCGCCUGGUGAAGCUGCUCAGCAAAGGCGAAGGGAUCCGCACGCUGCUCUGGACCUUCAUCAAGUCCUUCCAGGCCCUGCCCUAUGUCGCCCUGCUGAUCGCCAUGAUCUUCUUCAUCUACGCCGUCAUUGGCAUGCAGAUCUUCGGCAAAGUGGCGCUGCAGGACGGGACGCAGAUCAACCGCAACAACAACUUCCAGACCUUCCCGCAGGCCGUGCUGCUGCUCUUCAGGUGCGCCACGGGGGAGGCCUGGCAGGAGAUCAUGCUGGCCAGCCUGCCCGGGAAGCGCUGCGACCCCGAGUCGGACGUGGGGCCCGGCGAGGAAUUCACCUGCGGGAGCCACUUCGCCAUCGUCUACUUCAUCAGCUUCUUCAUGCUCUGCGCCUUCCUGAAUUAAAACUUUGUUGCCGUGAUCAUGAUCACUUUCACUUACCUGGACUGACGACUCCAUCCUGGCCUGGCCACCCCCCACCUGGAUGAGUUCAAACGCAUCUGGUCUGAGUACCACUACCAGGGCCGCAUUAAACACUUGGACGUGGUGACCCUGCUACGCCGGAUCCAGCCGCCCCUGGGCUUCGGGAAGCUCUGCCCCCACCGCGUGGCCUGUAAGAGGCUGGUGGCCAUGAACAUGCCCCUGAACGCAGACGGCACCGUCACCUUUAACGCCACGCUCUUCGCCCUGGUCCGCACCUCGCUCAAGAUCAAGACCGAAGGGAACUUGGACCAAGCCAACAAAGAGCUCCGGGCCGUCAUCAAGAAGAUCUGGAAGAGAACGAAACCCAAACUCCUGGACGAGGUGAUACCUCCGCCAGAAGAGGAGGAGGUGACGGUGGGGAAGUUUUACGCCACAUUCCUGAUCCAGGAUUAUUUCCGGAAGUUCCGGAAGCGGAAGGAAAAGGGGCUUCUGGGGCCGGACGCCUCCCCCAGCAACUCCACCGCCCUGCAGGCCGGGCUGCAGACCCUGCAGGACCUGGGCCCCGAGAUGCGCCGGGCGCUGUCCUGCGACCUGGAGGAGGGGGAGGAGGCGGCCGGGGACACCCUGUGUGAGGAGGAGCAGCUGACAUGCCAGACCCCAGAGGGACUGCUCGGCAGCGCCCCCGACCACCGCCCCACGGCUUCCGUCUCCGCCCCGGCCGAGGGGGGUGGGGAGCCCCUGGCCAAUGGGCUGCUGGACCCCCGGCACCCCUCUUCCGCCAGUCUGGCCAGGACCCCCAACCACCCCCCCAGCUACGAGGAGAACGAGAGGGGGCAGGAGGAGCUGCCCGAGCUACCCCACAUCCCCAGCAGGCGCCGCAUGAGCAGGCGGAGCUCUGACGGGAGCUGUAUCCCCCCGACGGUGCAUGAGGAGCCCGCCCCAGCCGAGGAGAUGGCGGGGCAGCAAGGCUACAAUAGCCGGGAGGACGACUCGGAGAGCCUGGCUUCUCAGGACAGGCAGCCGUGUUUGGGGGACGCCCGGCUCUACCGGCGCCGCUGGGAUGAUGGCGGUUAUGGGGGGUCCCUGCCGCUGCCCCAUCGCCGCCUCUCCAACGCCCACCCAGACGGGGGGCCGGGGGGCCGCCUGGCCAAGCGCCGACGCCUCCUGCCCCCCACGCCCGCAGGCCGGAAGCCGCCCUUCCUCAUGCAGUGUUUGCAGCGGCAGGGCAGCUGUGAGGACAUGCCCAUCCCGGGCACCUACCACCAGAACGCCCCGGACCGGCGCCACCACCCCCAGGGCUACGGCAGCGCCGCCUCCUGGCACAGCACCAGCCGCCCCCCCGGGGACUCCUCGCAGGCCUGGGCUGUGCCCCCCAAGCGGGGCCGGCUGCUCUACGCCCCACUGCUGCUGGUGGAGGAGGGGGGGCUGACGGUCAGGGGCUGGGGGGAGAAGAGCAGCAGCCGCAGCCUCCCGCCCCCCUCCCGCACCCGCUGGGGGGCCCACGAGCCGGACCUGCCCUGGCCCCCCUACGCCCAUCUCCACGUGCCCAGUCCCAGCUACCACGACCAGCGGGGCAGCGCUGACAGCCUGGUGGAAGCCGUGCUGAUCUCGGAGGGCCUGGGGCUCUACGCCCGGGACCCCAAGUUCGUGGCCUUUGCCAAGCGGGAGAUCGCCGACGCCUGUCACAUGACCAUCGCCGAGAUGGAGAGCGCCGCCUCCGACCUGCUGAGCCGCGGGCGGGGCGCCGGGGGGCGCGGGGGGCCCCUGGGCAGCGACGGGGAGGGGCCCCCCCUGUACAGCGACGAGGAGCCGUUCCGCUCGCGGGCCGAGGACGAGCUGGCCGACGAGAUGGUCUGUGUGGCCUCGUAUUGACCGGGGCGGGGGGCACGAGGACCCCCCCGAGGGGACCCCCAGGACUCAGAGAUACAGCUGGACCCGCCCCCAAGGGCAGGGAGGCGGGGGAGCCCCCCGGGGGUGCAGCUGGGAGCAGUGGGGGCCAGGAGAAGACAGACGAGGGGGCUCCCCCCCAAACGCAGCCCCCUCAUUGGCCGAGGGGGGGGCUGUGCUAGCAGCCCCGCCUCCUUUGCUGAAGCCACGCCCCCACCCAAUGGGGAGCCCCCUGGGGUCGGGGCGGGGGGCGGAACUGGGACAGUUCAAUAAAGUCUCUUUGGAAGAAGUGAGG
Molecule: messenger RNA, 6310 nt
Organism: Mauremys reevesii (Reeves's turtle)
Lineage: Eukaryota; Metazoa; Chordata; Testudines; Geoemydidae
Gene: CACNA1F
Product: calcium voltage-gated channel subunit alpha1 F
Biological process (GO): calcium ion import across plasma membrane
Cellular component (GO): voltage-gated calcium channel complex; membrane
Molecular function (GO): high voltage-gated calcium channel activity
Source: RefSeq, a predicted model, not a curated record